Fusarium coffeatum is the source of this 1110-nucleotide messenger RNA. RefSeq lists its product as uncharacterized. Lineage: Eukaryota; Fungi; Ascomycota; Sordariomycetes; Hypocreales; Nectriaceae. The transcript is spliced from 3 exons. The record is from RefSeq and is a predicted model, not a curated record. The coding region runs from base 1 to 1110 and encodes 369 amino acids.
AUGGCGUCUCAACCUUCCCCGGACCCGCUGGAUGUCCUGCAGGCCAUGAUCGAUGAUGUCCUGGUUCACACUGGUAAAGCCCUCAGGGCCUCACGUAAAGAUGUUCAGGGCAAUACGCAUUCCAACCAAGCAACACUCAAGUCCAAGUUGCCUGAGUCUAUUGAUGGCUUCCGAGAAGCGUUACAUAAAUUGGAAUGGGAUAUUAUUGACGCCAAAUCUGUCUUGAUGCGUGAUGUCAAACGGAUACAGCAACAAAAGCAGCAGGAGUCCGCUGUAACAUCACAGCCUCCUCAGCCUGUUGAGUCCCAAUCAAAGUCGCCCAUGGUCAUUGAUCUUGAGUCUUCGCCACCUCCACUCCCCCAGGACCAGCCUAUGACGGAACUCAAGGCCAAUAAGCCGGUCGCCCCCUUUCCAGACAUGGGUAUGGGUCUCUCCGACAUUGGCCAACCUAAUCAAGCGAUGAAGGACGACCUCAAUCAAAGCGUGGUUCCAUCUACAGCCUCCGACCAGUCUAAGAUGAAGACCAGCCUCUCUCCAACGCCAGCUGCAACAGCUGUUGCUGUCGCCCCUAUGGCCCCAAUGCCGGUCAUGGAUGAAAAGUCAUUAGAAAACCACAACAGUGAUGUGAUGGACCUUACCUCUGAUGGACCUCACUCGGAACUGAACUUUACAAAUAUGCAGUUCACGUUGGCACCGACAAAUAACGACUCACAGAAUCAAUCUACAAAUCAGGAGCCUUCAUUCGACUUGGCAACAUUUGCUCCUCCUGAAGGUAACGACGACAUCCUGGGUCUUGAUGACCUUUUGCCAACCAACAACAAUCCACAGCCGAAUAUAUCUCAGCUGCCUGCUGGCUCAACUGCGAAUGGGGUCAAACAGGAGCCUGCCAUGAAUGCCGAUAACCAAGGAGCGCCCCAGGAAGUGUCAAACGAUAAUUUCGAUUCUGUCUUUGAUGACGAGAUAUUCGGUAGUCUCGGUACAGGCGGUGGGUUAGCUGAUGGAACGGGCGAGGCUACGUACGAAGAUCUCAUCAACGGCGACGAUGAUACGAACCUCGACUAUAUGGAGAACAGCGAAUUUGACGACCAAUACUUUUUCAACCCGAUGUAG